Molecule: messenger RNA, 3275 nt
Organism: Psammomys obesus (fat sand rat)
Lineage: Eukaryota; Metazoa; Chordata; Mammalia; Rodentia; Muridae
Gene: Pip4k2c
Product: phosphatidylinositol-5-phosphate 4-kinase type 2 gamma
Exons: 10
Coding region: 74-1339 (421 amino acids)
Biological process (GO): phosphatidylinositol metabolic process
Molecular function (GO): phosphatidylinositol kinase activity
Source: RefSeq, a predicted model, not a curated record
AGCACAGCUUCCGGGUCGGGCUUCGGAGUGGCGGCCGGCUCUCGCUUCCACUCGCUCGGGUGUGCGGGAGACUAUGGCGUCCUCCUCGGUCCCUGCCGCCACCGCACCCGCGGCAGCUGGAGGCCCCGGCCCGGGCUUCGGCUUCGCCUCCAAAACCAAGAAGAAGCACUUCGUGCAGCAGAAAGUGAAGGUGUUCCGGGCCGCCGACCCACUGGUGGGCGUGUUUUUGUGGGGCGUCGCCCACUCGAUCAAUGAACUCAGCCAGGUUCCUCCUCCAGUCAUGCUGCUGCCAGAUGACUUCAAGGCUAGCUCUAAGAUCAAGGUCAACAAUCACCUUUUCCACAGAGAAAACCUUCCCAGCCAUUUCAAGUUCAAGGAGUACUGCCCACAGGUCUUCAGGAACCUCCGUGAUCGAUUUGGCAUUGAUGAUCAGGAUUACUUGGUGUCCCUUACUCGAAGCCCCCCAAGUGAAAGUGAAGGCAGUGAUGGUAGAUUCCUUAUCUCCUAUGACCGCACUCUAGUCAUCAAAGAAGUGUCCAGUGAAGACAUUGCUGACAUGCACAGCAACCUCUCCAACUACCACCAGUACAUAGUGAAGUGCCAUGGCAGCACGCUUCUGCCGCAGUUUCUGGGCAUGUACAGAGUCAGCGUGGAGAGUGAAGACAGCUACAUGCUUGUGAUGCGCAACAUGUUUAGCCAUCGCCUCCCCGUGCACAGGAAGUACGACCUCAAGGGCUCUCUCGUGUCCCGGGAAGCCAGCGAUAAGGAAAAGGUUAAAGAGCUGCCUACUCUGAAGGAUAUGGACUUCCUUAACAAGAACCAGAAAGUGUAUAUUGGUGAAGAGGAGAAGAAAGUAUUUCUGGAGAAGCUGAAGCGAGAUGUGGAGUUUCUAGUGCAGCUGAAGAUCAUGGACUACAGCCUUCUGCUGGGCAUCCACGACAUCAUCCGUGGCUCUGAGCUGGAGGAAGAGGGGCCUGUGCGGGAGGACGAGUCAGAGUGGGAUGGGGACUGUAACCUGACUGGCCCCCCUGCUCUGGUGGGCUCCUAUGGUACCUCCCCUGAGGGCAUUGGAGGCUACAUUCAUUCCCACCGGCCCCUGGGCCCAGGAGAAUUUGAGUCCUUCAUUGACGUCUAUGCCAUCCGGAGUGCCGAGGGGGCCCCCCAGAAGGAGGUGUAUUUCAUGGGCCUCAUUGACAUUCUGACACAGUACGAUGCCAAGAAGAAAGCAGCUCAUGCAGCAAAGACUGUCAAGCAUGGGGCGGGGGCUGAGAUCUCCACUGUCCAUCCCGAACAGUAUGCUAAGAGAUUCCUGGAUUUUAUUGCCAACAUCUUUGCCUAAGAGACUGCGUGGCUCCGUGGUGAUUGCUGAUUUAUGUUGAAGGUGGCGGGUUCUGAGAGGCUUAGGGGAGCUGGAUUUGCCCACUACUUCUCUUUGCUAAAUUCAGGCUGCAGGCUUUUUCCAUCCAGAUAACUUCAUCUUGGUGGAUAGGCUUUUCCUGCCCCAGAAAUACACUGUCCUUUCUCCUUUGUCCAUUUUUCUGUCCUCUGUCCUUGCUACCAUAAGCCCUCUUGCUUCAUUAGAGUGUUAUUGUUGACUCUCCUAAGUGCCUUGAUCUUUGAAAAAUAUCUUGUUUCUAUGAACUAGGAGGAGCUGGGGGUAGGGGUUGUUUGCCAUCUUCAAGACGUGACUGGACAGUGGACAUGGCGCAAGCAACUACCCAGGAUGUCCUUUGCUGUGUGGAAGAAACUGAAUGUCUGCAUUUUGCUGAUACCUUUAUAGGGCUCUUUGUGGCAUGCUCCCUUCCUGGUAGGCCCUGGAAUGGAGGGCUCUCAGGAUACUCCAGAUGUGGGUGCAGGCAUUCCCACAUGAAAGAUCUGGUGGAGGUGAGGUGGGGCGUGGUCAGCAGGCUGGUACCUCACAGAGGCAGGACCUAAGUGGACUUUUGUGACUAUACAGAGAAUGGAGAAGGUUCCUGUCAACCAUUGACGGCUCUCCGUUCUCUUCUUCUACCCCACCCCACUUUCACUCUAGCCACGAGUACUUGUGUAUGCAGGAGCCCAGAGAACAGAUGUGUCCAGCCUAGGUGCAGGUGUGAGACUUCUGCUGCACUGCCCCAGAACCCUUCGACUUGGGGGAGUGUGCUGGCCAGGCCGGAGGGCAGGCUCAUUCCCCAUGUGAAGUUUCCUUCCUGGCCAGUUACUCCCAAGGUUCCUUUCUAGCAGAAGGGAAUAGCUCUAUCAGGGCCAGUUUCCAUAAUUUCCAGAGGAUAAGGAUCUUGAGUGUGGGAACCUCCCCAUCCUCUGGACACAUAUAUGCAGCACACUUUGUCCCCCUUCUCAAACCCUUUUUCUAGUUGGAUUUGUUAUUCUGUUCCCUUCUGUCCCCUCUUACACUGCUAAUGUGUCUCCCGGGGGACAGAUGGCUUUCUUUGUCAUCUUUCCACCCCCACAGAGGAGUCAGAGCCAUAACUCAAUCUCCUGGUCCUCUCCAAGGAGAGCUGAAUUAAUAAACAAUAUCCUCAGAAUGUAGAGGAGCUGCUAGCCAUGGUAGCUCGUGCCUGGAAACCCUGCACUCAGGAGGCUGAGUCAGAAUUAGAGGUCAGGGCCAGCCUGGGCUACAGAGUGAGGCCUGGUCAGCUGACGUGGAUUUGCGCCGGAGACUACCUCAGUUGGUAGAGCAAUGGCCUAGUGCGUACAGAGCUCUGGGCUCCGCCGCCGGCAGCACCACAGAAGCCAGGUGUGGCCUAGCACUUGGGAAGCAGUGGCAGAGAGGAUCAGGCAUUCAAGGUCAUCCUCAGUUACAAGGGCAGUUGGAGGCCAGACUAUCUUGGGGAAAAGAUCCGAAGAUGAGGUAGAUGUCUUUGUCUCUACACAAAGCCUUUGGAACCAAGACACAUUCUGGAUGUUCUGUUCCCCUUUAGACCUCCACGCUGGGGAGGUGGGGAUGGACACUGAGGGCUCAAAGCUGUGUUAACUGGCCCCAGGUCCUCAGGGAAAAGCUCACCCUUUCAACCUUUGCACCAAAGGGGAGGUGGCCGGGGAGGGGCCUGCUGGGUCUCUUCCAUCCUACACCAACCUUUGCACAUGAAUGCAAUAGAGUGACACCAGCAGCCAUUCUUUAAAACUAGAACCGGAUUCCCUGACCAUGAAGUUGUGUAGCAUGGGAAGUAUGGUCAUCUUCAUUUAUUGCUUCUGUUUUCCAUCAUUUUUGUUUUGUUAAUAAAACAUCUGUAUUUACUCCCAAUAUCACAAUAAAAUAAAUUAUUCCAUCCGAA